GUGAUUUUACCGCAGGAAAUCUGUCUCUAUUACGAAAUCAGCUUGCAAGUAUUCAUUUUCACAGAUUUCUGGUUCUAGUUGCUUGGAUUUACAACUAUUUGUAGUUAUGGUCUGGCUGGCGACAGUAGUAGUGACUCUUCUGUACAGCUGUUGCUCAGGUGUUUACUUGCCAGCUGAGCCUAAAGAAGAGUGGGGCUAUGUGAAAGUCCGAGACGAUGCCAACAUGUUUUGGUGGCUUUAUUAUGCAGAUAGUCCAUCUGUGAACUUCAGGAAUUUACCCUUAGUUAUGUGGUUACAGGAAGAGUGGCAGGAACUUCAAAGAACACGUUCUUUUUUGGAUGACUUUGGCUUUAAACAAGCUGACCAGGUGGACAACUGGGUAAGCAUGAGUAAAAGGGAUUAUGAAAACAUGCUAAACGAUUUGAUUCUUGUGCAAGAUGAUUAUGUAGAAUUGAUGAAUAAUCCCCUUGCUAGGUUUAAUGAGGAGUUGUUUGAAAUUUUGGAAAAGGGCGAGAAGUUGGGUUUUCUGAGUAACAAGGAUGUUAAAAGAUUGUUUAUUAAGGAGCCUAAGGAUCCUAAGUUUUAUGCCCUGCCUAAACUUCAUAAAAAUUUAAGAUCACCUCCUGGUAGCCCCAUUGUGUCUAUACUUCAGGCAUCCAGUUUGUUGUUUGUGGAUAACCCUGUUGGCACUGGCUAUAGCUAUACAACUAACAGUGAGGCUUUUGCAAAAAAUGUCAGUACUGUUGCUUCAGAUAUGAUUGCUCUACUUAAAGAAUUCUUCCAAUCCAAAGUUGAUUUCCAGGCUGUUCCUUUUUAUAUUUUUUCGGAGUCCUAUGGAGGAAAAAUGGCUGCUGCAAUUUCUUUGGCCCUGAAUGAGGCCAUUCAGAAAGGGAUAGUGAAGUGCAAGUUUUCUGGAGUUGCCCUUGGAGACUCCUGGAUCUCGCCACUAGAUUCCGUCAUUUCCUGGGGUCCUUAUCUUUAUAGCACUUCACUGUUGGAUGAUGAAGGCUUAGAAGAGGUGACUGCUGCAGCAAAGGAUGUCCAGGAUGCUGUAGAGAAAGGUGAUUUCAGAUUAGCAACUGAGCUCUGGUCAAAGGCAGAAACCGUUGUGGAAUCAAACACAGAUAAUGUAAGUUUUUAUAACAUUCUAAAGAAAGAUGUGGCAAAAUCAACAAAAGCAGGAGUGUUUCAGACUCGAUUUCUUGCUUCAUCGUAUCACCGUCAUGUCCAGUUUAUGCAUACCACCAGUCUGGAUGAACUUAUGAAUGGACCUAUUAGGAAGAAGUUGGGUAUAAUUCCCGACUCUGUCACUUGGGGAGGGCAGAGCGAAAACGUAUUUGCAAAUAUGGCAGGAGACUUUAUGAAGCCUGUUAUUAACCUUGUGGAUAAGCUUUUGGCUUCCAAUACUAACGUAACCGUUUAUAAUGGACAGUUGGAUCUUAUCGUUGACACAGUAGGUAAGGAUCUUUACAUAUAUAGAAGUCUAAUUUUUUUAUUGUGUAUGGAGUCUGUUAUUGACAUAGAAAAAGGUAUUUUUCACUGUCCUAAGAAUGUUCAGAACAUUGAAAAGGAAAAUGUUUCUGAAAGGACAACUUCUAUUUUCUCUUAUCAGGUUUCUGAUCCUGAUUCUAAGGAGAGUGUUUCUUCUGAUGGUCUCAUGGAAGGAUUUUCUUCUGAAACCAUUCCUGGAAUGAAUCAGUCAUUUCAGUUGGAACACAAUCUUCCACUGUUUGAUUGUACCUUUUGCAUAGACCAGCUAGAUGUUCACAGAGAGUGCUGUGUUUCUAGGUGCUCGUAUUUCAUUAUUUAUUCAUGGAUUUAUGUACUUGAGGAUGAUGGAUGCUCAAAGGGAGGUGCUCCACUUGACUUGACCUUCAAGUCCAGCUAUAUCACAGUAGACUUGAACACUGUGAGAUCACACAGAGACCUCAUACGACAUUCAGACAGUUGCAAAGCAUCUCAGUCAUGA
Molecule: messenger RNA, 1969 nt
Organism: Protopterus annectens (West African lungfish)
Lineage: Eukaryota; Metazoa; Chordata; Ceratodontiformes; Protopteridae
Gene: SCPEP1
Product: serine carboxypeptidase 1
Exons: 13
Coding region: 107-1969 (620 amino acids)
Biological process (GO): proteolysis
Molecular function (GO): serine-type carboxypeptidase activity
Source: RefSeq, a predicted model, not a curated record